GGAGAAGGUGUGACACAUUAAGGAGGGCAGAGAGCAGGGACAAGUAGGGCAUGAGCUGAUGUGAGAGAGGGGCCUCAUUUAAUCCUCACAACAACCAUUUCACAGAUGGGAAAACUGAGGGUCAGAGAGGGGAGGCAGUCACAUCAGGUCACCCAGUAAGUGCAGCUGGGGUUGGAAUCUGGCUUUGCUUGGCUUCCCCUCUGCUCACUGAGACAGAGAGUUGGCAUAUGAGCUGGACAGGCCACAAACAAGAGGCUGGUUACAGCUGCCCAUCAGCUGCCCUCGCAGCUUCCUGUCUCUCAGCCCCACAGGGUUCAUGGACGGGGGUAGCCAUGAGGUCCUGCCCCGAAGAGCACUACUGGGAUCCCCUAUUGAUGGUCUGCGUCUCCUGCAAACCCAUCUGCAGCCGUCGGAGCCAACGCAUCUGUGCAACCUUCUGCAAGUCACUCAGCUGCCGCAAGGAGCCAGGCAGGUACUAUGACUAUCUUCUGAAUGAUUGCAUCAGCUGUGCCUCCAUCUGUGGACAACACCCCAAGCAAUGUGCAUACUUCUGUGAGAACAAAUUCAAGGAACAGAGCCAAGUAAACUUCCCUCCACAGCUCCGAAGGCAGAAGACUGGGGAGGCUGAAGCCAAGCCCAACAACUCAGGAAGCUACCAGGGACCAGAGUCCAGAGGCUCGGAGGCAGUUUCAGCACCCCAAGGGCUGAAGCUGAGUGGGGGCCAGCUGGCCCUGGUCUACACUACGCUAGGCCUCUGUUUGUGUGCCGUUGUCUGCUGCUUCCUUGUGGCCAUGGCCUGCUUCCUCAAGAGGAGAGGGGGCCAGUGCUCUUGCCAGCUACCCCACGAGCCAAGCCACACUCAGGCCGAAUCCUCCCAGGAUCACUUGAUGGAAGUUGGAAGCGUUGGGGCCGGGACGCCAGAGCCGGUGGAAACUUGCAGCUUUUGCUUCCCAGAGCAGAGGGCACCCACCGAGGAGAGCGUGGGGGGCCACAGGGGACAGGGCCUGGCCCCCACGGAGAGGUGGCAGCCCCUUCCUGGGACCACAUCUGUGCAGCCUUCCUCCAGCGACGAGGACAGCGGCCUCAAGAUCAUAUGUGCUCCCUCCCAGGAAAGGGGUCCCACCACAUAGAGCUCAGAGAGAGACAGACAGAAACAUAGAGAGAGGGAGAUGUCAGAGCAGGAGGCUACUUCACUCUCUUGACCCCGGUUCUCUAUGUAAACUGUCGCUCACAAAUACCUAAAAAUAAAGUCAUCUUCGCCUGCUGGUCAUGCCCCAAGAACCCCUGCAGAAAUAAUGCCCCUGGUGGCUGCAGCUCCUCACACUUGGUCUUGGCUGUGUCCUUACAUGGCCCUCACAUUUGCCCUCCUGGGACUGACCCACAGCAAAAGCACCUUGUUUCAUGCACACCUGCAGUUUCAAAGGUCCCACUGGGCUCAUGGGAAGUUUAUCAACUUGUGCUGGGUUGUGAGCAGCUAGGUACAAGUAACGGUGGGUCUUUCCUUCUCUCUUUCCCUGAAGAGGGAAAGAAAAUAAAGAGAAGACUUAAGAAGGGCAUGGCA
Messenger RNA from Trichechus manatus latirostris (Florida manatee), 1561 nucleotides. RefSeq names its product TNF receptor superfamily member 13B (gene TNFRSF13B). The record is from RefSeq and is a predicted model, not a curated record. NCBI's taxonomy places the organism in Eukaryota, Metazoa, Chordata, Mammalia, Sirenia, Trichechidae. The transcript has 4 exons. Bases 228 to 1130 code for a protein of 300 amino acids. Gene Ontology annotation, biological process: hematopoietic progenitor cell differentiation; B cell homeostasis; negative regulation of B cell proliferation. Gene Ontology annotation, cellular component: plasma membrane.